This is a messenger RNA of Rotaria sp. Silwood1, 285 nucleotides long. Lineage: Eukaryota; Metazoa; Rotifera; Eurotatoria; Philodinida; Philodinidae. The record is from the annotation of a GenBank genome assembly.
AUGUUUAAUGAUCUUGAUUAUUUGGAAGUGCAAGAUGAAAUUCCAUUUGAAUAUGAAUUUUUUAUUCCAAUUGCUUGGUCUUUUCCUUUACUUAAAUACUUAUCGAUUUUGAAUCUUUCAUCACAAUCAUCAAUAUCAAAGAAAUUCGACUGUAAUGAUAAUCAGUUAUAUUCAAUUGUUAAAUAUCCUUAUCUUAUUUCACUUAAUCUUUAUUCUGCUCAUAAUGAUUAUGUUGAACAAUUUCUCAAUGAUAGAAAAACAUAUUUAUCUCAUCUAGAUAAAUAA